GCUGUUUUAGACUUAUUUCCUUCCUACUCCCAUUACUUGCAGAUUUAUUCGUCCUCCUCUUCCUCAACCCGUCAAAUACCGACCAGUAAAUCCCCCUCCACCACGACGACCUCCGUCCGCGCCAACUCACUAUCUAGUCCUUCCUAAUUUCUCAGCAAUCGAAAGAACCAAAUCGAGGAGCAUCUAGGCACAUCAUUCUCGAUUUCAGACUCACCACUGUCGGGAACUAUCAUGCUUAGGACCUCCAACCAUCCUCCAUUUCGACGGGAAAUUCAGUGAAGAUUUAAAUUAGGACCGCUUGAGUCUUGUAUGAGCUUACCCUAAUAAUCAUAUCAGGGGCUUGCCGAUCGUAUUCAAUGGCAUUGUGUCUUUAAACCUUGUGGGAGGCUAAAAUUGUUAACUUGCUUCAUUUUUGAGCUUUUGGAUUUCGACGUUUUGAUAGGGAUUCAUCUGUUACGUAAAAAAGGAUGCCAAGGUCGCAAAGGUAUUGGGUAGUUGUAGUCGAAGAGUUAUGCAGCAUACUUUGCAGAUGCUUCUUGGUUGAUAGUGGUGUUUAUCACCUUCAAAAUCCAAGCAGUAUAUAGGAAUAUGAACACCCAUAUUUAUCCAGAAUUUGUUGUUAGUUUCAAAGUCUCAUUCCAAUACUGAGGAAUUUUGGCUGGAAGUGAGAUAAAACAGGCUAUUUCCAGUAUCACUACAUCUUCACAAGGUGCUCAGCAAAAUUUACCAAAUGAGUCUAACCAACCAGUAAAAUCCUCCUGCAGUUGAUUUUGAAUCUACAAAUGGAGUGUCAUACAGAUGAUGUGGGAAGUGAAAGUCAACCAGAUUCUGGGGGAUCUCUGGGAAGAGCUGCAAGUUUUGGUUUAAACAACACAAGGACCCCUAAGUUCCCUUGGACGCCUUUACCUAUGUUGUUUUCUGCAAUCUCAAGUAAAGUUCCUCAUAUAGAAAUGGAACGUUCAACUACUCCUUAUGAACUAUUCCAGGCAAAGAAGAUAAGCAGGGGAGAUUUUAUCAAAAAGUUGAGAUCAAUAGUCAAGGGAAAUAAGAAAGAUCAAAGCAGUUAUGUGCCGCCACCUUAUAUUCCAUUGGGACAAUCAGAUUUAGAAGCAGAGGUUGUUCCUCAAAAUGAAGGCCGUCUUUCUUCAAAUCAAACAAGUGGUGGACUGGCACAAUGGUCAUCUGGAAUCUGUGCUUGUUGUGAUGAUAUGCAGAGCUGUUGUGUUGGCCUCUUUUGUCCUUGCUAUUUGUUUGGAAAGAAUGCAGAGUUUUUGGGCUCUGGAACUUUGAUCGGCUCUUGCAUGACUCAUUUUAUUUUGUGGGCUAUUGUCAAUACUAUAUGUUGUUGCAUGACUGAUGGCAUUUUGUUGGGAUUACCUGGAUGCUUCGUUGCAUAUUAUGCCUGUGGCUACCGCAGGGCACUGCGAGAAAAGUAUAAUUUGCAGGAAGCACCAUGUGGUGACUUCACAACGCACUUCUUCUGCCAUUUAUGUGCUAAUUGCCAAGAGUACAGAGAGAUUCGUGAAAGGACUUGCAUCUCUAAUUCUGUUGAUGUUAAUAUGCCUGUAGUCACAGCUCCCCCAGUCCAGACAAUGGAGUCGAAUAAUAUUUCAGAAUAAUGCUGUUGGUGCUGGAAGCCAAUGGUAGGACAAAUAGAUGAUUGUUGCUAUUUCUUGGUUUUUUAUGUGCUUUGACCGAUUUUGUCACUUAGCCUUGAGAUAGUAUUACCCCACCAAAUUUUUAUCAGUUGAGCUGAGAUGUGUUGCUAUGUCAUGACAUUAAGUGAAUUGUUAUCAUCUGCUGUCUUGAUUCCGGCAACUUUGAUACAGAUGGAAAUUAUCUUUAUUUGAAGGCAGAGACUGUAAUUAUAAACAGAGAGUAAGUGCACUUGACAUCUCUCUCUCUCUCUCUCUCUCUCUCUCUCUCUCUCUCUUUCUCUCAGACAAAUUGUCUUAGUCAACAUAUGGUAACCAUUGAUGGUUUUGUGUAGUGUGUAAAAUUUUCAAGGUAGGCAACGACUUGCCUGAUAUCUGAUUUCUAUUAUGGCUUUA
Manihot esculenta (cassava) is the source of this 2051-nucleotide messenger RNA. Its product is annotated as protein PLANT CADMIUM RESISTANCE 10. Lineage: Eukaryota; Viridiplantae; Streptophyta; Magnoliopsida; Malpighiales; Euphorbiaceae. The coding region runs from base 783 to 1619 and encodes 278 amino acids. The transcript has 8 exons. The record is from RefSeq and is a predicted model, not a curated record.